Molecule: messenger RNA, 7208 nt
Organism: Loxodonta africana (African savanna elephant)
Lineage: Eukaryota; Metazoa; Chordata; Mammalia; Proboscidea; Elephantidae
Gene: COL8A2
Product: collagen type VIII alpha 2 chain
Exons: 4
Coding region: 2496-4685 (729 amino acids)
Molecular function (GO): protein binding
Source: RefSeq, a predicted model, not a curated record
AAAUUUUUUUUUUUCUUUUUAAUUGUGAUUUAGGUGAAAGUUUACACAGCAAAUUAGUUUCUCAUUAAGCAGUUAAUAUACAUACAGUUUUGUGACAGUCGUUGCCAACCCCGCAACAUGUCAACACUCUCCCGUUCUCGGCCUUGGGUUCCCCAUUUCUGCUCGCCCAGCUUUCCUGUCCCCUCCUGCCUUCUUGUUCUUGCUAGUGGGCUGGUGUGCCUAUUCAGUCUCGUACACGUGGUUAGGCUACACGUGUAUUGUUUGUCUUAUAGGCCCGUCUAAUCUUUGGCUGAAGGGGGAACUUCAGGAGUGACUUCAGUAGUGAAUUAAGGGGUGUCUGGUGGGGCCAUAUUCACAUGGUUUCUCCAGUCUCUAUCAGGCCAGUAAGUCUGGUCUUUUUUGUGAGUUAUAAUUUUAUUCUACAUUUUUCUCCAGCCCUGUCUGGGACCCUCUAUUGUGAUCCCUGUUAGAGCAGUCAGUGGUAGCUGGUCACCAUGUAGUUGUGCUGGGCUCAGUUUGGUGGAGGCUGUGGUAGUUGUGGUCCAUUGGUCAUUUGGACUAAUCUUUCCCUUGUGUCUUUGUUUUUCUUCAUUCUCUCUUGCUCCAGUCAGGGUGGACGAGUAGAUGUAUCUUAGAUGGCUGCUUACAAGCUUUUACGACCCCAGACGCUAUUCACCAAAGUAGGAUAUAGAACAUUUUCUUUAUAAACUAGGUUAUACCAAUUGAACUAGAUGUCCCCUGAGAGGAAGUUGCUUUUUAAGCACCAUUUUUUUUUUUUUUUACCCUGCUCAGGAGAGGGUGGGGAGGGGCAGGGACUCAAGAGUCAGACUGGCUGAGCAUAGGUUUUGACAACGCUCUUUAUUAGCGGGUGACCACCUUGCCCCAGUUUCCUCAUCUGUAACAUGGGGAUGACAUAAUAUCUACCUCACAGGGUUGUAUGGAGGUUAAAUGUAAAACACUCAGGACCUGGCAAAAUGCACCAUCAGCAGGAGCGGAUAACCCAGUAAGCAAGGUGAACAAUUGUAAUGACCAAUUGCUCGCUACAGAUUAGUAAGUAAGCCCGUGCUUACCUUGCUUACUGGGUCACCUGUCCCUGUCAGGGAUUGUAAAUUUGAAAAGAGGCUUUGAUUCUGUAGGAGGGUGCUGUGGGCCUGGGCGAGAGGCAGAUGCCAGCCCUACCUAGAAACAGAAUCUUGAUGCGGUAAAAAAAUGUGAACACUGUGCUUACUUUCCUUAUGGAUAAUCCCCUCCUGGCCAUCAGCAUUACCUUGUGGGCCAGGCCUGUACAGCAUGGCCUCAUUGAGUCCUGGACUCAGGCCUAUCACGGAGAAGUCACGUGGUCUGUGUUGAGGACAGGCUUGGCUCGGCAUGAGGCCUCAGCUCUGACACUUGCCAGUCAUGUGACCUGUGCAGGCUUCUUAGUCUACGCUUGUGUUUCUACAUCAAUGAAAUGGGGAUAGUAAUUGCAUGAGCCUCAUGGGUCUUUGAGAAGAGUGAGUAAGAUGAAGCCUGGGAAGCCCUGAACACAAACUGGCUCAUUAGUUCGGGUUUACUAAUCUGCUGAGGUUCAAGGAGGUUGAGUGACCUGCUCAAGGUCAGAGAGCAGACUGGCGGUGGAACUGGGAUUUGAACCCAGGAGCUGGGUACACUGACCUCCCUCAGGGCCCUAGGGAAGCCCCUUAUGAUGCUGAGCCAGAAGGAACGCCCAUUUGCAGCCCCAGAUGCAUCCCAGCACCAGGGGGGCGGUUUAGUCCUCACAUGCAUCCUUGGGUGUGUACAACCCACCGCAACCACCCCUCCACUGCCAGGUAAAGGCGAGAGGUCCCUGGGUGCCAGGGGGAGGGGGACUUGCCCUGAGUGUGAAGAAUGCUGGAUAGUCCCUCAUUCAGGUGUUGAUGGGUGCCUUCCCCAAGCCAGGCAGGUUUCUUUAAUCAUCACAGUAGCCCUGAGAAUCAGGUACUGUUGUCAUCUCAUUUUUUAGCUUUAUAGAGAUAUAAUUCACAUACUGUGCAGUUGACCCAUUUAAAGUGUACGAUUCAACGCUUUUUCAUGUAUUUCAUGUCCAUAUUCUCCCCUCCCCUGGCCCCUGGCCACCACUCAUCUACUUUCUGUGUCUACAGAUUUGCCUAUUCUGGACAUUUGUAUAAAUGGAAGCAUAAAAUACGUGUUUGUUUAUUUUUUGCUGCUGGUUUCUUUCACUUAGCCUAAUUGUUCAGGAUUCAUCCAUAUUGGCGCAUGUAUCAGAACUUUGUUUCUCUUUAUUACUGAAUAACGUUCCAUCGCAUGGAUACACCAUUCAUCAGUUGAUGGACAUCUUGGUUGCUUCCAUUUUUUGACUGUUAUGAAUAACUCUGCUAUGAACAUUCAUGUACAAGUUUCUGUGUGGACAUGUUUUCCCAUUCUACAAGUAAGGAAAUCAAGGCUCAAAGAGCGAAAACCUCUUGCCCAAGCUCACCCAGCUGAGCUUAGCCCAGCACCUCCAGAGAGCCCAGUAAAUGAUCAGGGGUGUUAUCCUCAAAGACUUGUUAGCAGAGGUAUCUCACUUUGGAAGCAAGCCCGUGGACGCCAUGCGGGGGGCUCUGACACCCCUGUCUCCACCGCCAACUCUGCUGCUUCUGCUGCUGCUGCUGCUGGAGAGUGGGCCGAGGGCAGCCACUGGCGGUGGGGCUGGUGGGGCAGCUGGGUACGCCUCCGUGAAGUACGUGCAGCCCAUGCACAAAGGACCCGUGGGACCACCCUUCCGUGAGGGCAAGGGCCAGUACCUGGAAAUGCCUCUACCACUGCUGCCAAUGGACCUGAAAGGAGAGCCUGGCCCCCCUGGGAAGCCUGGGCCUCGGGGGCCUCCAGGCCCCCCUGGCUUCCCAGGAAAACCAGGCACUGGAAAGCCAGGGCUACAUGGGCAGCCUGGCCCCGCCGGCCCCCCUGGCUUCUCCAUGAUGGGCAAGGCUGGUCCCCCAGGGCUCCCAGGCAAGGUUGGACCACCAGGGCAGCCGGGGCUUCGGGGAGAGCCAGGGAUACGAGGGGACCAGGGCCUCCGGGGGCCCCCAGGACCCCCUGGCCUUCCCGGCCCCUCAGGCAUAGCUGUCCCUGGAAAACCAGGUCCCCAGGGAGCGCCAGGGCCGCCAGGAUUCCGAGGGGAACCAGGGCCUCAGGGGGAGCUUGGGCCCCCAGGCAAUCGAGGCCUCAAGGGGGAUAAUGGAGUGGGCCAGCCAGGGCUGCCUGGGCCCCCAGGGCAGGGGGGUGCCCCCGGGGCCCCUGGCCUCCCUGGUCCAGCUGGCUUGGGCAAACCAGGUCUGGAUGGGCUUCCUGGAGCCCCUGGAGACAAGGGUGAGUCUGGGCCUCCUGGGAUGCCAGGUCCCAGGGGGGAGCCUGGGGCUGUUGGCACAAAAGGGCCCCCUGGGGUGGACGGUGUGGGGGUACCAGGGGCAGCAGGAGUGCCAGGGCUACAGGGCCCUGCAGGAGCCAAAGGGGAGCCAGGGGUCCGGGGUCCCCCGGGCCUGAUAGGCCCCACUGGCUAUGGGAUGCCAGGACUGCCAGGCCCCAAGGGGGACAGGGGCCCAGCUGGAGUCCCAGGGCUCCUAGGGGACAGGGGUGAGCCAGGCGAAGAUGGGGAGCCAGGGGAGCAGGGCCCACAGGGCCUUGGGGGCCCCCCUGGACUUCCUGGGUCUGCAGGGCUCCCUGGCAGACGUGGGCCCCCUGGGCCUAAGGGGGAGGCAGGGCCUAUAGGACCCCCAGGAGUACCUGGCAUUCGGGGUGACCAAGGGCUCAACGGCCUGGCUGGGAAACCUGGAAUCCCAGGAGAGAGGGGGCUUCCUGGGGCCCAUGGUCUCCCUGGACCAACGGGGCCCAAGGGUGAGCCUGGUUUCACCGGCCGCCCUGGGGGACCAGGGGUGGCGGGUGCGCUAGGGCAGAAGGGUGACUUGGGGCUCCCUGGGCAGCCUGGUUUGAGAGGCCCCUCGGGAAUCCCAGGACUCCAGGGCCCAGCUGGCCCUCUUGGGCCCCAAGGUCUGCCAGGCCUUAAGGGUGAACCAGGCCUGCCAGGGGCCCCUGGAGAAGGGAAGGUGGGGGAACCUGGCAUGGCUGGGCCCACAGGGCCCCCUGGAGUCCCUGGCUCCCCUGGACUCACAGGUCCUCCAGGGCCUCCAGGGCCUCCUGGUCCUCCUGGCGCCCCUGGGGCCUUUGAUGAGACUGGCAUUGCAGGCCUGCACCUGCCCAAUGGUGGCGUGGAGGGUGCUGUGCUGGGCAAGGGGGGCAAGCCGCAGUUCGGGCUGGGUGAGCUGUCAGCCCAUGCCACGCCCGCCUUCACUGCCGUGCUGACCUCGCCCUUUCCUGCCUCGGGCAUGCCUGUGAAAUUUGACCGGACCCUCUACAACGGCCACAGCGGCUACAACCCUGCCACUGGCAUCUUCACCUGCCCUGUGGGCGGCGUCUACUACUUUGCUUACCAUGUGCACGUCAAGGGCACCAGUGUGUGGGUGGCCCUGUACAAGAACAACGUGCCAGCCACCUACACCUACGACGAAUACAAGAAGGGCUACCUGGACCAGGCAUCUGGAGGGGCCGUGCUCCAGCUGAGGCCCAAUGACCAGGUCUGGGUGCAGAUGCCCUCAGACCAGGCCAACGGCCUCUACUCCACUGAGUACAUCCACUCCUCCUUUUCAGGGUUCUUGCUCUGCCCCACAUAACCCGCAAGGGGGCCCUGCUGCCCUGGCCUCCUCCUCUGUAGUGGUGGAGAGACUUUUCACUUACAAAGAACCUCCAUUUAGAGAAAAAAACCAAAGGUGGAAUAGAGGCGGCCAUGGCCUUGGCCAAAGGAGACUGACCUGCUUUCUCCCUGCACAUGGGCUGAGAUUGUUUCUGGAAGAGGCUGACUUGAGUUUCUCUCCCUGUCUCUCCCAAGUGUCGGUGCCAUGUCGGGACUGCACCCCAAUUCCUAACCUGUCUGGUCUGGAGGCAGGGCCCCAGGACACUCAGCUCAGCUGUAGGAGACUCCCCACCCCCCUUUGAGUCCUGGGCUCUGCUGGGCCGUGAAGAGUGCUGCUCCUCUGUGAGUCAGAGCUGGCAGGGCUGAGCUCCCCAUCCACCCAGGGAGACACACUCCCAAGCCUGCCCUUCCUGCUGGGCCCAAGAUGGCCUCCCCCACGGUCCUUGGCUGGGGCUCUUCCAGCUCCCCUGGGAUCUCCAGCACAUGGCAGAGGCUUCUCUGAACAAUCAGGGGAAAGGGAGAGAAGGGAACUCAUCGAGGCGGACAUCCUGCCCAGACUGCAACCCCAGUGGUUAUGCUGUGCCUUAGGCCCGUCCAUGGCGGGUACAGCUGCGUGACCCUCUGCAGCCUCCUGGGAAGGGUCAACCCCUUUCACCGCUCCAGCUGCAGCCAAGGGGAAGGUUGUUUGUGAUCUGGGGCAGGAAGCAGCUUUUUGCUUUAUCUCCUCCAUCUCCCAUGCUGCCCCCACCAGCUGAGGGCAGCCACACAGGCUCCUGGGGACCAUCACAUGCCAGAGACCAAACUCUGUGAAGUGUCUAGCACAGGCCCUGGCAUGAGGCAGGACCAUCAAUCACCAAACAUGAGUGCCCCUCCCUUUCUCCCUCUCACCUGCUGGGUGUGUGUGGGGUGUGUGUGGGGUGUCGGGGUAGUGCUGAUUUGCUCGUACAAUAUUAUAAGGGGAUCCUCCCUGUCCCCAAUCCAAGUAUCCCCAAGGUGGACAGCCUCUUGUUUGGCCAAUGAGGCACACCCAAGCUUGGGGAUGAAGACAUCCACUUGCUUUUCUCUAAUGAGAACCAUAUGAUACGUAUGUUGUGUACUAAAGGGGUCCAUCUGUAGGGGCUUCCUCUCCUCUCACCCUCUGGUUCCAAUUUCCUGUUCUAAGCAGGAUUAGGGCCCAGGAGGCUAGGGCUUGGAGAGGAAGGGUGCCAACAGACCCCUUUGGAAUGGGUUGGCUCUGGAUGCUUCUGCCAUUUUCCCAAAGUAGUGCUCCCCUGCUGGAGACAGACAGGAUCCUGCUCCCAUCCCCUCAGUGCCUAAUUCUAGCUCUCAGUGGAUCAAGCUGAGAUUAGUGCUGGGGGAUGGAUGCAAGGAUGGUCAGUUUCCCAGUGGCUCAAGGCUUUGUCCCUGCCAAGCCAGCCACUUCCCUAUACCAGGUGUGAACCUGGGUCAUUCUAUAUGUGAUCUUCUACAAUCUGGCCAACUCCAAACUGUCCCUGUUGAAAAUGGAGCGUGACUGCUUUUGACAGGCUAAGCUGUGGCUCCCUCAGGCCCCUUGCCAGUCCCCCAUCCCUCCCCACUUCUCCAAAUACAGCAGGCUAUUUGAGUGCUCACCUUAACUUUCAACAAAAGGAGAAAUGAAAACCCAAACCUGGCCAAGUGACACUUUAAGAAAAGGUAUUGGCUGGGAUUCCUGGUAGGUUUCUUACUCCCAAACACCCAAAAGAACUGGAUAAGGAAAGUCUCAAACCAUAUACCUAGUGGGGGUCCCUUGUUCAACUUCCUGCUCCCCUAGGUCAAAGCCACCAGAAUCUGACCUGUUAGGGUUUCUGAUUGGCAGCAAUCAACCAGCUUCCAGUGUGAGCCCAGGGGGUCAAGGAAGGUACCAGGAGACACACAGACAUGUACACACACAGGCUGUGUCACAAAGUUGAGCCUCUUCCAAGUUUCAUUCUUGAAGACUUUAAGGAGGGAUGGCUGGUGUUUCCUAAAUGUUUAGGGCAUCUUAGUUUCAGAUGCCCACUUAACUGACUAGCUUUGAUAAACUUGUCAGGUUUUAACUAUGAAAACUACAUUACCUUGUGCGUUUUUAUAUUCUGAUUCUUAAAUUUUUUUUUUAAGAUUAAGGUUUAAAUGUUUGCUGUUAGUAAUUUCAUUUCUAACCUGGUUUAGGAAGUGUAGUGUCACAGCAGAUGGGGGAAAAAUGCACUCGGGAAUCCAAGAAAAUGGGGCUUCUUUUUGAAAAGAAACAAUACUGACUAUAUUGACACAACCUCAAUAAAACCUGUUGUAUAAAACAGCGCCGUGCUGCCAUGGCUCCAUGCAGGGGGCGCCCAAGCCUCUGGACUUCCUGGCGCCUGGGGAGUUCUCCAGGUCUUGCUGUAGCCCCUCUCAGGAGCGUGUGUUCCUCAGCAGCUCCCAACCUUGGGUUCUGUCACCACCACAUCAGACGUGCUCUAUGCUCCCAAGCUGCCAAGGCUCUGCACCAAAUAAAUGCUGAAAGGCA